Molecule: messenger RNA, 3470 nt
Organism: Girardinichthys multiradiatus
Lineage: Eukaryota; Metazoa; Chordata; Actinopteri; Cyprinodontiformes; Goodeidae
Gene: inpp5ja
Product: inositol polyphosphate 5-phosphatase K
Exons: 13
Coding region: 383-2710 (775 amino acids)
Biological process (GO): negative regulation of peptidyl-serine phosphorylation; phosphatidylinositol dephosphorylation
Cellular component (GO): cytoplasm; ruffle; plasma membrane
Molecular function (GO): phosphatidylinositol-4,5-bisphosphate 5-phosphatase activity; phosphatidylinositol-3,4,5-trisphosphate 5-phosphatase activity
Source: RefSeq, a predicted model, not a curated record
AGGUGCAGCCGGGUCGGUGAGGUGGAGGACUGCGCUGCACUCAGACAGCAUGAAGGAUCGGGAUGAUGCAGUCUGUACUCAGUGGUUUUUAGUGUAACACAAAUAAUCAACAUGCAAAGGUCCGGACGCACGACGCGUGACGGCUCUCUGUCCUGACUGCACCGUGACGAGACGUCGGCUGUCCACGGAACCGACGGGUCUGACCUGCUGCAGGCUGCCUCCUAUCCAUUAAUCGAUCCUGGCUGUUGGUGACAGUCUGGUAGCUGUGAUCGGUGUGUGUUAUGGGAGAAAAGGGAGACUAAUGUUAUUCUGUUCAGUUUUUCUAUGAUAUCACCCUUGCGGUUCACCUUGGACUUAAAAAAAAAAAACACACGAGAGGCUGAUGGAUCACCUGCCACAGAAACAACUCAGCACAGACCCUUGUGGUCCUAACAUGCUGCCUGGACCUUGUGCAGUGAUCAGAGCAAGUCCAGCUUUACCUUCACAGCCUCCAGUCCCGGGGCCACAUUUAUUCACUCCACCAGAGGUGCUCAAAAAACAGUCAGGACUGGGUCCCACGCAGGUGCCUACAAAAGGGAAAGCCCGGAUGCAGUCAGUGGAGGAUAGGCCCACUCCACAACAACUGGCAAGCAUAAGUCGACCCAGACCGACUGCUCUUGGAACAAAAACGGCUUCAAAGACAAGCAAAGUCCCACUGGAGUCCUCUAAGGAUAUAGAUUUGAUCCCUGUUUGCAUUCCGGGUCCUCAGAGUGCCAACGUCUUACCGCAUUCCUCGUCAGAGCCCUCGUUCCCUCUGAAAUACCCCCAGAGCCCUCAGCCUUACCUAAAACCAACUCUUAGUCCUAACCUGACCCCGAGCCUCAGUCCCAAACCCAGUCUGAACCCUCAACCCCAGAAGACCCCCUUACCUGGGACCUCAACAAAGAGACAGACUCAGUCUGAGAGGCCAGGAGGAGAGAAUAAUGACUUCAGGGUGUGCAUCGUCACAUGGAACGUGGGAUCAGCUGUCCCACCGGAUGACAUCACAUCUCUGUUUGGACCAAAUGUUUCAGAUGGGAGCAUUGACAUGUUUAUCAUCGGACUCCAGGAGGUUAACUCAAUGAUAAACAAGAGGCUGAAAGAUGUUCUUUUUUCAGACCAGUGGAUUGAGCUUUGUAUGGACACGCUGAGUCCUUUUGGAUAUGUUUUAGUGGCGUCCCAGCGGAUGCAAGGAGUGCUUCUGCUUGUUUUUUCUAAAUUCUGCCAUCUUCCAUUCCUCAGAGGUGUGCAGACCCAGAGUACACGGACAGGACUCGGGGGAUACUGGGGAAAUAAAGGUGGCGUGAGUGCAAGAAUGACGUUGUUCGGCCACCCGGUAUGCUUUCUCAACUGUCACCUGCCAGCUCAUAUGAGGAACUUGGAGCAGCGGAUGGAAGACUUUGAGAGCAUCCUUCAGCAGCAGCAGUUUGAAGGGGGGACUGCCACUGGUGUACUGGACCAUGACGUCGUGUUUUGGUUUGGGGACCUAAAUUUCCGUAUUGAAGACUAUGACAUCCAUGUGGUGAAAUGUGCCAUUGAAAGCAGCAAGCUGCCUCUUCUGUGGGAGCGGGAUCAGCUCAAUAUGGCUAAAAACACAGAGGCUAUCUUGGAGGGCUUCAUGGAGGGACCACUUAAGUUUCCACCUACGUAUAAGUUUGAUGUGGGGACUCACACAUACGACACCAGCACUAAGAAGAGAAAACCUGCCUGGACAGACCGCAUCUUGUGGCGCCUUCGUCGCACUGGUUCCCCUGUUCCUACUCACAAUGCAUCAUUGCAGCGGGGUCUGACCUCAUGGUUGGGUGGAGCCACUAAAGUGAUACAGCAUAAAUAUCAAAGUCACAUGGGCUUCACCAUCAGUGACCACAAACCUGUUUCCUCUUUGUUCUCACUCCAUUUCCCAUUCAGGGUGGACCUUCCUUUGGUGGAGCUGCAGGUAAAUAAGGAGUGGUGCAAAGCAUCAGACGCCACAGUCAGUUUCACUGUUGCAUCAACAUAUCAACGUAGCUCGUGGGACUGGGUGGCAAUAUACAAAGUGGGGUUCAGGCAUCACAAGGAUUAUCAGGCGUAUGUCUGGGCCAAAGGAGAACAUGCUACACAGGUGACAUUCUCAGAAGAGGAUUUGCCCAGAGAUGACUGUAAAUACAUCCUGGGUUACUUCAGUAAUAUCAUGAACAGUAUCGUUGGUUUGUCUUCACCAGUUCAGAUCAGGAUGCCUGUUCACAGCCCCACUGUGUGUCGCUCCGACAGUUCCAACAUCAGCUCAGAAGAUGACAGCACCAUGGUUCUGCUGGCUCCAAACUCCCGCAGUCCGAGCCCAAAAACUGGCAAACGGCAUCAUCGUCACCGCCGUAGUCGCAGCCCAGCUGUCCCUGCGCUCUCUUCCAACCCCCUCCCGACCCUGCAAGGCCUCAGCCUGUGCCCUCGCUCCAAAGAGAGCCAAUCACGAAGCCGUUCACCGUGCUCUGCUGCUAAGAAGGAACGUCUGGUCUCCCCUGACACUGUGCCAUCUCCCACCAUCAGUCCCCUCAGCCCUCGCAGCCCAGUGUCUCCGGGCAGUGGGGUGACUGUGCCGGAGGCCCUGAUUGUAGCCAUCUUAGGUGAACACAGUCCAGCUCAGGUUAGCCCUACAGGGGUGAAAAAGAUUGGGAAGCAAGUUGAAACAGACACGAGAAAGGCUAUAAAGAGGUAAAAUAGGAAAACAUCCACUCUAUCAUUGUCUGAUCUGACGCAAUCUGAGAGAAGUUGCACAUUCAUUGACUCUAAUGUAGUUUCCAAACAUUCCACGUUGCAGUUUCCUGUUAGUGAAUCUAUCAUCAUCUCAUACAACUCUGUGCUGUAUGUAUAUCUUUGAGUGAAAAAUGUGAGCAGACUUUCCAAGUGUUAGUUCAGAAGGCAUCAUGUAACCAAGCUGAAUGUGAAACCAAAGUCUGAGAAAACUGGUGAGAGAUAGGACCAGCUAUCACUAAAAGCAAUAUGGAUCCAUGGUAGCAGUCUUGUAUCAAAAUAAGGACUCUGAACCAGCAUUGAUGGUAUCAUAGUUCACAGCUAAGACAGGAUGUAUCUGUGUGAGUCUGAGUAAUGUACACUUAACUUAUUCAUUCUACUGUGCAAAACCUGAUGAUUUUAGCACUGUACGACUUGGUCUGUAUUCACAAGUUUAGUUUCAGUGUCCACAUCUACAAACAGAGCAUUGUGUCACCUCAGUUUUAAAUUUACACGUGAACAGUAUCCCAAAGAAAUGCUCUUAUUCUUCUUAGCAGCUUUGUGAACACGGCUUCUGCUCUUCAGAGCUGGAUGCUGACAGCCACUUAUUGUUUUUCAUCAAGGACUGACUGUUGUUUGAUUGUGCAAAUAAAAUCCAAUUUAUUGGAUUCUCCCUCUUGAUAGUGUAAUAAUUCUGUGCAUGUUUGCACAGCAAUGCAUCCAGAAUAAAAAAACUACAAAGAUGG